CUCGCAGGAGUGUUUUGCGACGCGACAGCUUUCUACAGUUUCCGAUCUGGUUCUGCGAAUUUUCUUGCGUGCGUGCUUAACGUCCCACUUGUGUCAUCUUGAAGCGUGAGAGAGACACAGCUACGAGAUGGGCAAACGACAGCAUCAGAAGGACAAGCUCUAUCUCACGACUACGGAAUGGUCGACGAUCUACGGCGGUCGACGUCCCAACUCGACGCGCCAGGCCGAGGGCUCCGAGUUCAAGCGACUGCCGUUCGACCACUGCGCACUUUCGCUACAGCCUUUCGAGCAUCCGCUAUGCACACCCGAAGGAAUCAUCUACGACAUCAUGAACAUCGUCCCCUUCGUCAAGAAGUACGGCAUCGACCCCGCCAGCGGCAAGCCCAUCGACGCCAAAAAGCUGGUUCGGCUCAACUUCGCCAAGAACGCCGACGGCAAGUACCACUGCCCCGUAUUGUACAAGGUGUUCAACGAAAACACGCACAUCGUGGCCAUCAAGACGACCGGAAACGUGUUCUCGUACGACGCCGUCGACCAGCUGAACCUCCGGGCCAAGAACUUCAAGGACCUGCUCACGGACGAGCCCUUCACGAGGCAGGACAUCAUCACCCUGCAGGACCCGAGCGACCUCGAGAAGUUCAAUCUCUCCCGGUUUCACCACCUCAAGCACAACCUCAAGGUGGUCGACCCCGAAGAAGAGAAGAUGAAGGCCGACCCCAAGUACACCCUGCGGAAGAUCAACGCCGAAACGCGCACCAUCCUCGAUACGUUGGACAAGGAGUACAAGCCGUCCACCGAGAAGACGGAGAAAGUUGUCCGGAAGGCGGACAAGUUCAACGCCGCGCACUACUCCACCGGAGCCGUGGCCGCUUCUUUCACGUCCACCGUCAUGGAGGUCACCACUGCGCACGAGCCGGCCGUGCUGGCGGACGACGUCGUGCGUUACUCCAUGGUGAAGAAGAAGGGCUACGUCCAGCUCCAGACGACGCACGGCAACCUCAACUUCGAGCUUUACUGCGACGCCGUGCCCAAGACGUGCGAGAACUUCAUGGGCCUCUGCAAGAAGGGCUACUACGACAACACCAAGUUCCACCGUUCCAUACGCCACUUUAUGAUACAGGGCGGAGACCCCACGGGAACGGGGAAAGGAGGAGAUUCCCUUUGGGGAAAGCCGUUCAAGGACGAGUUCAAGCCUAACCUCGUCCACCAAGGCAGAGGCAUGCUGAGUAUGGCGAACGAAGGACCAGACAUGAACAAGUCGCAGUUCUUCGUGACGUACCGGUCUUGCCGCCAUUUGGAUUCAAAGCACACCGUGUUUGGCAAACUGGUUGGUGGUCUGGAUGCGUUGAACACGAUCGAAUCUGUCGAGACCGACAAUAAGGAUCGUCCUAUCGAAGACAUUGUCAUUCUAAAAGCCGUCGUCUUUGUGGAUCCUUUCGAGGAGGUAGACGAGGAGUUGAAGAAGAAGAGAGAAGACGAGGCAACGAAAAAGAGACAAGGGGACAGUGAGCAAAUGGAAAAGAAGCUGAAAGCCAAGAGGGUUCUCAAAGAGUUCCACAAGGGAGUUGGCAAGUACAUCGAUCCCGAAACGGCUAAGGCAGCUACCAAGGAGGCGGAAGCUGAAGUGCCAGCGAAGAAAGUGAAGGCAGUGACUGGGAAGUUUGGGGACUUCAGUUCCUGGUGAUGAAACCAGAAAUAUCGUUUUCAUUUUUAAAAACCUCCUUCGUCUUUUAGAUGCAUUGAAAUGCCACACAUGCACCAUUUCAGUUGAUGGAACUUUACAUGUGCACAUGUUUGGAACACUGUCAGCGGUAUAGCCAUCUUUCUUGGUGUGGCAUGGCCCUUAUCAUUUGAUAGCUGAAGGCCAGUUAAUCCACUGGUCCUUCCCUCUGAAUGUGGCAUGGUUUAUGUAAAAUUGAUCUCUACUGCCACAUAACGUAUCGGCUGUGUGAUAAGGCAUUUGUUGUUAGGAGGAAAACUCCUGUCAUCCUUCUAAAUACAUGUGAAAUUGGAAUUCAUCAAGAAACUGUGGAGCUGAUUUGAAUGAAAUUUGUUUCAUGUAAAAGAAAAAGGCAGAGUCGAGUGAAUGUAGGGAGCACAGUUUUCACAAAUAUCCGAAUAUUUUGUCUAAAUUUAAGUGUUAAGUGUGUGAAGCCUUAGCUCUGCUACAAGAAGUGGGUGUGACAAUCCUGUAUUACUUUUAAAAAUGUUGUUAUUCUUUAUCAAGACUUCCUCAGAAGUCACUUAGAAAAUCUUAAUCUGUGUGAAGCAUGAACUAAUAUGGUAAAUUAAUCCACUUCAAACUCUCUAUCGAUUGAUAUUUAUCGAAUUGCAAUAUCCAUUUUCUUGUCUUGGUUUGACAGUUGUAAGCAGGCUUCAUUUUUUAGUAAGCCUCUUAAUCUUUGUCAGUUUUUAGUGAAAUUAAGAGGGCUCUCAGAAAAAUGUCUAGCUUCCAACAAUGACUAGAAUUAACUUUUUUCCUUGCAAGGCCAACAAAUUUUAUUCAAAUCUGUUCAGGACACUACUAAAAAAGGCAUUUCUGCAUUUCAGGCAUAUUUGAAUGAGGAUGCGAAUAAAGCUUUCGAAUGAUGUGCCUGACAAGGGCACUGGUAUCGCAUCUUGGUUAAAGCAGAACAAAGCGUCAUAAGGCAGAGCUGCUUGUGGUACUCUGAGAACACCUCCAACGUGGUGUAGCUGUAAACUAAGUUUGUGUGGUGUAGCUUGUGUGAAGAAAUUAAUAUCUCUGCAAUGAUUCUGUCAUCAAUGUAUCUGAAACGUGUAUAAACUUUGUACAUAAGACAAACCAUACUUCAUGUUUCGUUUGCUGCAUUGCAUGUAAGGAUAUUGACAUAAUUGUGCCUCAUUAUCAUAUAGCGAUUUUAGCACAUAAAACCCCAGAUUUUUUUUUUUUU
Messenger RNA from Dermacentor silvarum, 2912 nucleotides. RefSeq names its product RING-type E3 ubiquitin-protein ligase PPIL2. Gene Ontology annotation, cellular component: catalytic step 2 spliceosome. NCBI's taxonomy places the organism in Eukaryota, Metazoa, Arthropoda, Arachnida, Ixodida, Ixodidae. The transcript has a single exon. The record is from RefSeq and is a predicted model, not a curated record. Gene Ontology annotation, biological process: protein peptidyl-prolyl isomerization; protein folding; protein polyubiquitination. Gene Ontology annotation, molecular function: peptidyl-prolyl cis-trans isomerase activity; ubiquitin-ubiquitin ligase activity. The coding region runs from base 128 to 1684 and encodes 518 amino acids.